GUAGAAGUACACUUAGGCUGCUGUUUAUUUUCUCUGUGCGCGACCCGGAAGCAGCUUAUCCAAUGAAACAAGCAUGGCGCGGUACAUGGAGAACAACGAUGCUGAGGAUUUUCCCGACCUGUCGGAUAGUGAUGACGACCAGUGGCAGUCGAUGGAGGAGAGUCCUGACAGCAACCUGAAAGUUUUAUGUUUAUUUUGUGACAGGUGGUUAAAUUCUGUUGACGACACGCUCUCGCACUGUAAAUCCGAACAUGAGGUGGACGUGGCCAGUUUGUUGAGGAUAUACAAAUUGGAUGACUAUGGAUACAUCAAGCUUAUAAACUACAUACGGACUGUGAAAUGCAGCGGAGAGAGCCUCUUCAUUGCCCAAGAAGGAGCUCUACCCUGGGAGAGUGAUGAUUAUAUGAGACCAUCACUUCAAGAUGAUCCACUGCUUCAGAUCGACAUAGAGGAUCUGUGUGGGGCAGAGGGGCCGGGCCCCUGUAGAGAGCAGGAUGGGGGCCCCCAGUCCUCCAGCGCUCUGAUGCAGAGGGCCCAGCGGGCCGAGGAGAGGGCCCAGCGGGCUGAGGAGGCCCUGGCUCGGGCGAUGGAGGACCUGCACCGGCUAAAGCAGCUCGCUCAGGGCCUGGUGCUGAACGCUGACGUGAGCGUGGGCGGGGCCGUGGCGGACCUGCGGGAGGAUGAGGACGAGGCCUACUUCAGCUCCUACGGCCACUACGCCAUCCACGAGGAGAUGCUGAAGGACAAGGUGCGCACGGAGAGCUACAGGGAUUUUGCGUACCUGAACCCGGACGUGUUCAGGGGCAAGGUGGUGCUGGACGUGGGCUGUGGGACAGGCAUCCUCUCCAUGUUUGCAGCCCGGAGCGGGGCCCGGAAGGUCAUCGCCGUGGACCAGUCGGACAUCGUCUAUCAGGCCAUGGACAUUGUUCGAUCAAACAACCUUCAGGAGGUGAUUACUCUGAUCAAAGGAAGGAUUGAAGACGUGGAUCUACCUGUGGAAAAAGUGGAUGUCAUUAUUUCAGAAUGGAUGGGUUACUUCCUGCUGUUUGAGUCUAUGUUGGACUCUGUGCUUUACGCAAGGGAUCGUUACCUGGCUGAUGGUGGAUCAGUGUACCCCGACUCCUGCUCCCUCAGUCUGGCUGCCGUGGGCGACGAGCGCAGGCACCGCGAGCGCAUUGCAUUCUGGGACGACGUGUACGGAUUCGGCAUGGCCUGCAUGAAGAGGGCGGUGGUGCCGGAGGCGGCCGUGGAGGUGCUGGACUCGGGAACGCUGAUCUCCGAUCCCGCCGUCGUCAGGACCAUUGACUGCAACGCGGUUUGCGUGUCGGAGUUGGAGUUUGAAACGGACUUCUGCUUAAAGAUUACCCACAACACUCUGUGCACAGCUAUCGUGGGUUACUUUGACAUAUUCUUUGACAAGAACUGCGAGAACAAGGUGACGUUCUCCACCGGGCCGCAGUGCACCAAGACCCACUGGAAACAGACCGUCUUCCUCCUGGAGAACCCCAUUCCCGUUCAGACAGGCGAGGAGUUGAACGGGAGGAUAGCGGUGCGCAAGAACCGGAAGGACCCCAGGGCCCUGCUCGUCUCGCUCAGCGUCAGAGAUGUCAAACAGACAUACAGCCUGCAGUGAAGCAUUUCCUCAUUCCACACGCAUUUUAUACUCCAAACGCACCUGGGGUUUUUUUUUUACGCGGAAGCCAUCGGUAUAUCACCUGACGGUUUAUCUACGCGCAGUAAAUCGAGCGAACGGUUCGGAUCGGCUGCUUUCCAAUCGAGCCUGAUUCAAAGCAGACUGAACACCUUUGUUAGUGCCGCAUCUCGCCGUGAGCGUCGACAGUCUUCCAUCCCGCGCUCAGUGUUACAGGCGGGUAGCCCCCGAGCUGAGACGCUCUCUUGCUGUGUAAUGGUGUUCCUGGAAAUAAAUGAAUCUUGAACAAC
This is a messenger RNA of Conger conger (European conger), 1941 nucleotides long. It is a transcript of the gene prmt3, whose product is annotated as protein arginine methyltransferase 3. The transcript has 16 exons. The coding region runs from base 74 to 1633 and encodes 519 amino acids. Gene Ontology annotation, molecular function: protein-arginine N-methyltransferase activity. The record is from RefSeq and is a predicted model, not a curated record. Gene Ontology annotation, biological process: peptidyl-arginine methylation. Gene Ontology annotation, cellular component: nucleus. NCBI's taxonomy places the organism in Eukaryota, Metazoa, Chordata, Actinopteri, Anguilliformes, Congridae.